AUGCACCUAUCUUUGGUCACACUUAUUCUUGCUCCAAGCAUAAUCGGGGUCUUGGCAGCUGAGCAGGCGCCCCUCACCGGCGACAACGGCAGCUGUCUUUCAUCCCCAAGCUACAAGUCAUGUUGCCCCACACAAACAUCUUCUGGGAAAGAUGUUAUCGGUGGUAGCACCUUCGAAUAUACCUGUGCAUCCUGGCCAUCAAACUCUUACAAGACUACGAUCAUAUCUCGUACGCCUGCUCAUUGCGCCCAGGCAUGCGCCCAGGAUCCUCAGUGUGUUGCAGCAGCCUGGAUUAAAGGAAAAUGUUAUAUAAGCACGAACGCUGCCUUCAAGCCCGUCACUAACGAUAAGACCGACUCCAUACUCCUCGUUAAGACAGACGCGGCUUUCGAUGGUUCCACAUCAGGCGGUACUGGCCACGAUAAAGCAGCCGAGUGCGAGAACGAAAAAGACGUGAUCCGGAGCCAGAUGGCAUCUCAGUGCGAAAGCGAGAAGCAAAAGCUUCAGACUGGCUGCAAAGAUGAUGUCCGGAAGGCGGAGGAGAGUUGCAAUCAGGAAAGGACAGCACUUGAGACGAAGGCGGCCACGCUUGCACGGGAGAAAACGCAGUGCGAGGCCGAUAAGGCGCGAGAGCUUACCAAUGCCAAGGCGCAAUGUGAUGCCGACAAGUCUCGGGAGCUUACUGAUGCUAGAACGCAAUGCGAUGCAGAAAAGUCUCGAGAGCUCACCGACGCUAGAACGCAGUGUGAUGCCUCGAAGUCUGCCAUCGAAAAGCAACUACAACAAUGUCGAAAUCAACAGGGCCAGGGUCAGAGCAACCAGCAAGGGUCUCCUCAGGAAGCUGAGUGCAAGACCACGUCGUGGCAAGCCAUGUGUGGCAGUAGGCAAUGCGCGGAUAGAUUCUCCAUCGAAGGCGUCGAGUAUGAGCGAAGGUGCGGCGUGGCCACAACGAACACGAGGCAGAAGGUAAUCUCGACCGCUGUCUACCGUACACCGUGGGACUGUUUGAAGUCUGAGUGCAACGGAGUCUCGAACUGCAUGGGUAUUGGUUGGACUAAUGCGUUCAAUCUGUGCCACGUCCACCUGCAUGCGAACACUGUAGGAAAGGUCCUCAAGCCUGUUGGUUCACACCAUGCUCUAUUCAAGGUGGACUGGAAACAGCCAUUCUAA
Messenger RNA from Colletotrichum lupini, 1170 nucleotides. RefSeq lists its product as uncharacterized. Bases 1 to 1170 code for a protein of 389 amino acids. The record is from RefSeq and is a predicted model, not a curated record. Lineage: Eukaryota; Fungi; Ascomycota; Sordariomycetes; Glomerellales; Glomerellaceae. The transcript is spliced from 2 exons.